Molecule: messenger RNA, 4593 nt
Organism: Lucilia cuprina (Australian sheep blowfly)
Lineage: Eukaryota; Metazoa; Arthropoda; Insecta; Diptera; Calliphoridae
Gene: Eip93F
Product: mushroom body large-type Kenyon cell-specific protein 1
Exons: 6
Coding region: 222-4226 (1334 amino acids)
Biological process (GO): regulation of transcription by RNA polymerase II
Cellular component (GO): nucleus
Molecular function (GO): DNA binding
Source: RefSeq, a predicted model, not a curated record
AAUACCCCAUAGUGCACAAGCUUUGAGAUGAAACUAAAAAGCGAAAAAAGACGCUGUUGAAACACUUUAUUUAAAAAAGAAGAAAAAAACAACAACACACCAUGAUUAUUCGAAUAUGCAGUUCAGUUUAGAGGUAAAAAUAUUGUACUUUUGCAGAUGCUAGAAAUGUGAAAAAAACCAACAUAAAAACGCAAAAGAAAUAGAGGAAAAAAACGCUUCAAAUGCAAGCAGCUGUUAAGAAAGGAGUCAGUGUCAACAGUAUAUGUAUAUGCUUAGAACGGGUCGCUGAGGAGCUAAUGGGGCGCAGGAAAUGGAAGCAAUAUCAAGAAACAUUAAUGCGAACCCACUUAAAUUCCGACCAAUUUGUUGCAUCAAUCGAAGACAACAAUAUCGAACUGAAGAAAGAGCUGGAUAAGUUUAAAAACGGUGAAUUUAUAGAAAUCAAUGAAACAGCAACAAUAGAAACCCAAAACCUCGAAGAAAACCACCGCAAAAGUAUAGAGAAAAACUUAAUACAACCAACACAGAAGCAACAGCAGCAACCACAACAUAACGAGCAAGAGCACGAGAGCGUUAAGGAACCUACUGAACAAGAACAGGAAAUAGAAAAAGAAACUGUAACAGAAGAUAAUAAACAUCACAUUAAAACAGAAAAUAAUAUUGAAAAUAAAGAAGUAAUAGAAGAUAAAAACAAUACUAAAGAAAUUAUAACAGCAUCACAAUUGGAAUACGAAGAAACUGUUAAUAGUAACAAUAAUAAUUCAUCACUUAAAAGCGUCAAUAACAAUAAUACAGCAACAACAUCAGACAUAACCGUUAUAGAUUUAAAAUUAAUUAAAGAAUCAUCAUUAUCUGUUAAAAGUCCAUUAACGUCAUCGCCACCACCUCCAGAUCCCAUCGAUUGGAAACCGAAUGAUAAGUGUCAUUUUUGUGUUAACGGUAAAUUACUCACAGUGAACGCUAAAGGAGAAUUAGUGGCCGAAUCUGGCCCUACCGGGUCUGAAACGGACCACAUACAAAAAUUGGAUUGCGAAAGUGAUUCAAACGAAUCCUCAUCCGUUGCCGCCAAUACAAAUGGUAAUUUACCAUUAAUGACUGGUACCACCGAGUCAUUGACGGAAAAUAAUCGUGUAAGAUUAAAUAAGUUACUAACGCAAAAAAUGGCCUCAAUGGAUUCAGUGGCAGCACAAUUUGCCGCCAUACAAUCAAUAUUACCAAAUUUCAAUUGGAUGAAUCAACAACAGCAACAAUCUCAACCAGAUUCGGUUACACCAACUACCUCAGAUACAUCAGCCGCCGCAAUAAGUCCCUCUCUAAAGGAUUCACCAAGUCCCAGUGAUGCCACCGGUGAACAGCCUUUAGAUUUAAGUUCCAAACCGUCUCCAAAUUCAUCAGUUAGUGGUGAUUUGAAGAGUGUUAGAAUAAAAUCAUCACGUGCUACACCGGUUCCUUCAACACGUCGCACUUAUAGUGAAGAAGAUUUAAAUAACGCUCUACAAGAAAUUCUCUCCGGUAGACUGGGCACGCGCAAAGCGGCCGUACAAUUCAAUGUACCUCGUUCAACGCUGCGCAACAAGAUAUACAAACUAACAACUGAGGCGAAACGUAAUAACGAGCAAGCUUCGCCUGAAUUGUUACAGUUGCAGCAAGAACUCGAAAAAGAAAUGUCCGGAGAUGAAGAACCAGAGGUAGAGAGUAAUUCAUCAACACCUCAACCGGAUGAUGUGGUCGUAACACGUAUUUCAACACCAAAUUUGCUGAAAAAAAUAUGCAUCAAUAAUGGUGAGGGCUUGGAAGUUGGUAGUCACCCAGAGGAUCAAAACUCUAUGUUACAUGUCUCACCCAAACCAGCUCAUGCGGAAUCCUCGAAACCUCAAACCACGGAAGGACUACCUGAACAUAAUACCCAAGCCCAAAUAACAGCAUUGGAUGCCGCACUACCGCUACUUUUGCAAACUCUCCUGCUGUCCGAUAAAAAUCUAAGAGAUGUCUUUAGUGCUUUGCUUCUCAAUUCCACCAAUAAUUUGAAGGACAUUUUGUUGGGAGCUACAACAGCUGCUAAUAGUGCUGCUGCGGCUAGUGGUAGUGAAAGUAAUAGCCUUAAUAAUGGAAAUCAACAGCAGGACUACCGUCCACUCUUACAGAUGUUGUUGCAACAGCAGCAGCAACAACAACAACAGCAGCAACCAACAUCGUUUGUUAGCGGUCGGCGCCUACCAAAGUCUGAUACACCUGAAACGAACUCAUCACUGGAUCCGAAUGAGGCCUGCGAUGACCCCUCGGCGAUAUUGAAAAUUCCGUCCUAUACUCCAGUGGCUGGACCUUCCAACUCCAUGGGUCCCAACAGUUCGCGUGGUUCCCCAGCAUUAGUGUGUCACAAUAGCAACAGCAACUCGAAUCGAAACGGCGAUAGUCCUGGACCUUUGCUGCUGGCGGCAGCAGUAGCCCAAAAAUUAAGCAGUAAAAACCUCUCAGUAACACCCCCUUUACUACACGCUGGAGUCGAUAACCAGUCACCACAGUCUUUGCGCAUAAGUGAUGUCAUAGCCAAUAGCAUACAUCGCACGAUGAACGAACAAGUCAACAAGGAGGCAGUGCAUCCUAGUUCUGUUUCUCUGCUGGGCUAUGGUACGAACUCUGAACGCAAUAGUGUGGGGUCCAUGUCGACGCCAGGCGAUUAUAAGAAGCCCACCAUAUCGGUAGUUAAGAAUAUAGGCGGCACGGACACCUCACGCUUUGGUACAGCACCAAACCUGUUAGCAGCAGAUCUGGUGCAACACCAUCAUCACUCUGCUCAUUUACAACAUGCCCACCAUCUCAGUCGCCAGGAAGCGGCCGCUCUGGCCGCUGGUAAAGGUACCCGACCCAAACGUGGCAAAUAUCGUAACUACGAUCGCGAUAGCUUGGUGGAAGCCGUUAAAGCAGUGCAGCGUGGUGAAAUGUCGGUGCAUAGAGCUGGUAGUUAUUAUGGAGUUCCACAUUCAACACUAGAGUACAAGGUUAAAGAGCGCCAUUUAAUGCGACCGCGCAAACGGGAGCCCAAGCCCCAACCGGGCUUAGACGGCAGUAGCAAUAGUUCAAAAACAAAUGCCAACAUUCCUGCAGGACUAACGGGUCUUGAUAAACUGAAGGCCGGAAAUGGUGGCGCCAAUGCCAAUUUGAAAUUGGGUGGUUCCGGCAUGAAAAACAACGGAGGCACUGGUGCGAACGCAUUUCCGGGUAAUGCCGCAAAUGGCAUGAAACUGCCAAUAUUCGAGCCCUCUUUAGCCCAUUUGCAGUAUGCAUCACCUAUCUUUUGGCAACACAACCAGGCGGCGGCAUUCAGUCAGCUUCAAAUGGAUUUCAACCGCAAUAGCACAGCGCCUUCAGCCACCUCACCAAAUGAAGCCAACAGUGACAUACUCAAGAAUCACAUGCAGAGAUAUCAAGAUAUGACGGGCGGAGGUGGUGGUGGUGGUGCUGGCAGCGUAGGUGGUAAUACCACAACAAACUCCUCCAAUGGUCCCAGUCCGGUAUCGAGUCCCAUACUAUCGGGUCAAGAUAUCAAUAGAGCGCGAGAGCUAUAUGAAAGUAAUGCGGCCAAUGGAGCUUCAUUUCUCGACGGCAUUAUACGCAAAUCCCUCGAUCGCAAAAGUAAUGAAGUGAAUGCGGCCAGUACCAGUACAUCUGGUGGUGUGCUGCUGGAUCAGUUGCUGAUGAAAAAGACUCCUCUACCAUUUACCAACAAUCGUAGCAAUGAGUAUAAUUCACUAUCACCCUCUCACUUAGGAGCCAUCAAACGUUCGGGAAGUCCACUUUCACUUAGUGGAACAUCCAUUAAACGGGAACGUAAUUCGCCACACAGCGGCCCAGCUAGUGAUGAUGAUGAAACUUCCCAGAGUGGUGUGGACGAGAGCUACGAGAAUAAUAACAACAAAAGCGGUAACGGUGGCUUGAAGAGCUCAUUGAGCCAGCGCAGUCGUUUGGGUUCACGAGACUCCAAUUCCGAAACAGACAACAGCAGUUUGAAAAGUGAACUGCAGCAUCAACAUCAGGGACAUCACAAUAAUGGCAACAAUGCCAUCAAUAUGCUGGAUAUAAAUGGAGUUGGUGGCGGUGGAAGCAGUAGUUGUGGCGGCGUUAAUGUUAAAACCGAAAUUCCUAACCUCGAAACGGGCACCUCUAUACUACAAGAGAAACUCUCACAAAUCAAGGCCGAACAGCAAGAGAGCGAGGAAAACUUAUAGAAGCAAAUGACAUAUGGAACAGCAGGUAUAGGCGGAGGUGGAGGAGGAGUAGGUCUUAUGGCACCACAACAUUACGUAGGCCAACACUAUCACCAGCCCCACCAUCAUCAGCAUUCUCAUGCUCAUCUGCAACACACAUGGUAUGAGCCUCAACAACCACCACAUCAAACUCAUGCCACCUGGUAUGCUGGAGUGAGCGGUGCCUUGGGCCCCGGCCAAAGUAGUAAUGAAACAUUAGCUAAUAACUAUUACAGUUACUGAUUGCUCUAAAAUAUUUAUCAACCAAAUGUGUAGGGAAUAUUUUAGACAACAAAUUAAAUUUAGUAAAAUUAAGUUAAACAACAAAAAUAACAAGUAAACAAUUGAA